AAAGGCGGCGUUCAUUUGCAUAUUAUAAGAAAGGCUCCUAUAGAGAAAGUCACCGGCAAAUUUUCAUCCUUUCUUCUGCUGCAACCCAAACAAACUCCAAUACUACAGGCACGCUGGAUCGUUUUCGGGCGAGGAAACGGUAUUAUGGAUCUAGGGGAGUGCACGAGCGGCGGGUCGCUUCGCAAUCAUCUCUUUGCGUGGCAAGACUACUGCGUGUUUGCCGUCGUGCUACUCGUGUCCGUGGGUAUCGGCGUUUUCCAUGGAUGCUUUAAGGGAAAGCAAAAGACCACGUCCGAAUUUCUCUUGGGAAACAGAAAGAUGAGUUUUUGGGCGCUUGGUGCCUCCCUCACUGUUGGAUUUACAUCUGCUGUUGCCUUGCUUGGAAACACAGCCGAAAUGUACAACUUUGGCACUCAGUACGCCCUCACAUUGGUCUGUUUCCUUCUAGUAGUGCCUGCAACUUGCUACCUGUACCUGCCAACCUUCCGUGGUUUACAAAUCACAUCCAUUUACGAGUAUUUUGAUAGACGAUAUUGCAAUAAAACAAGACUGUUGAUGUCGACGCUCUUCUUAAUCCAGUCUUUGCUGUACCUUUCUGUAGUAGUGUAUGCUCCAGCACUUGCUCUCCGACAAGUUACGGGUCUUGAUGUAAUUUUUGCUUCAGCUCUAAUAUUUGCUGUUUGCGUUGCAUACUCAUCAUUGGGAGGCAUUAAAGCUGUUGUGUGGAGUGACACUUUCCAAUUCACAAUUAUAAUGGCAGCUUUGAUCAUGGUGUUGAUUCGUGGCUUCGCAGUGGACGCCAAUGUUUCCGAGGUUUGGCAAACCGCUAAAGCGACGGCGCGGAUAGAGUUAUUUAACAUGGAUUCGGACCCGCGUAUUCGCCACUCUUUCUGGACCUUGAUCAUAGGAGCGAGUUUUUACUGGAUCGCAAUGAAUUCUGCCACUCAGUCUUCUGUGCAGAGGUUAAUGACGGCGCCUUCGAACAAACAUGCCACUUGGGCAAUGUGCUUAAGUUGCUUGGGCAUGAUAACAAUUUAUUCGAUCACGUUUUACUUGGGCCUUGUAAUGUACCACCACUUUAAAGACUGCGAUCCACUGCUAAAUAAAGAGGUCGAAGCAACAGAUCAAUUGCUGCCAUUGUAUGUGAUGGAGAUUGCUGGAUCUCUUCCUGGCCUUCCUGGACUUUUUGUUGCAGGGGUAUUUAGUGCUGCUCUAAGCACGGUGUCGUCUGGUUUAAAUGCUUUGGCUGCGAGUACCCUGAGGGACAUUCUUGCUGGAGGCUUUCGGUACAAGCCAUCUGAUGCUAGAGGGGCGCUUAUUUCAAAAGGACUCAGCGCACUUUAUGGAGUGAUCGGCUUCGCUUUAAUUUUCCUUGUGAUGCAGUUGGGCGGAAUUUUGCAAGUUACUAUCAGUUUAAAUGGAAUGCUGGCAGGAGCAGCUUUAGGCACCUUUACCAUGGGCAUGUACAUCCCCUGGAGCAAUUCAAAGGGUGCUAUAGUGGGGACUAUUGUGGGCUUGGCCACGUCAUUGUGGUUGUGCAUUGGUGCCCAAGUGGCAUACUUUUCGGGCAGGUUGUCACUGCAAAGAAGGCUUGUCGGCACAGAUUGUGGAAAUUGCUCUUUUACAGUUCCUGUUCAGCCUGAUCUGGAUUUAGUCUUUGAUGGAUACAGAAUCUCUUAUCUCUACUACUCGCCCAUCGCAUUUGUGGUCACAAUAGUGGUUGGCGUGAUUGUCAGUGGGUUGACUGGCUGGGAAAAACCAGCAAGUCUGGACCCAUCCCUCCUUUCACCUAUAAUCCGAGGCAGAUUCAAACGCCGGUUAAAGGUUAUUGACCUCAAUUCCAAAGAUUCGGGAUUUUAAGGCAUUUUUAAGUUUGGAAAAUGAAAUUCGAAUCAAUUCA
This is a messenger RNA of Cloeon dipterum, 1900 nucleotides long. RefSeq names its product sodium-coupled monocarboxylate transporter 2-like. Gene Ontology annotation, biological process: transmembrane transport; sodium ion transport. The record is from RefSeq and is a predicted model, not a curated record. The coding region runs from base 145 to 1860 and encodes 571 amino acids. Gene Ontology annotation, cellular component: membrane. NCBI's taxonomy places the organism in Eukaryota, Metazoa, Arthropoda, Insecta, Ephemeroptera, Baetidae. The transcript is spliced from 15 exons. Gene Ontology annotation, molecular function: symporter activity.